CCCAACACACGCACAACUUGCCGUCGAAAGACUCGGUUUCAAAGACUCAAACAAACCGACCCAAACAGCUGGGACCAGUUCAAGACAAGUGGCGUGGUGAUACUUUGGAGAAAUGUCUGGCAGAUUGCCCCCAACAUCGUGGCGAGGGUUCGGAAGGCAAAGAAAUGUGUGAAGGAGUGAAGAGGUUAAAAGCCGGGAAAUAUGGGAGACUGGAACUUGUUGGAGAAGCUGCUGGACAGCGCCCAGGAACACUCGACGGUGGUGGGGAAGGUGUGGCUGACGACGCUGUUCAUUUUCCGUAUCCUGGUGUUGGGGGCGGCCACCGAGAAGGUGUGGGGGGACGAGCAAAGCUUCUUCACCUGCAACACCAAGCAGCCGGGCUGCCAGAAUGUCUGCUACGACAGGACUUUCCCCAUCUCCCACAUCCGUUUCUGGGUCCUGCAGAUCGUCUUCGUGUCCACCCCAACCUUGGUCUACCUGGGACACAUCCUGCACAUCCUGCGCCAGGAGGAGAAGAGGCGUCUGAGGGAGAGCGUGAGGGAGAGCCAGGGGCCAACCGGGCAGAACGUCAAGACCCCUAACCUCACCCUCCAGGACGAGCGGGGCAAGCUCAGACUGCAAGGGGCGCUCUUGAGGACCUACAUCCUCCACAUCAUCUUCAAGACCCUGUUCGAAGUGGGGUUCAUCUUGGGUCAGUAUUACCUGUACGGCUUUGAGCUCAAACCUCUCUACAAAUGCAACCACUGGCCGUGCGGCAACACUGUGGACUGUUACAUAUCUCGACCGACAGAGAAGACCAUCUUCAUCCUCUUCAUGCUCUCCAUGGCCUGCCUGUCCCUGCUCCUCAACCUGAUUGAAAUGUGUCACCUGGGCUACAAGGCUUGCAGGGAGCGGGUGCUGGCGAGACAGGCUGCCGCGUCCCUGGAGAGCGAGCGCAGGGCCAGAAGUUCGGUGGAGAAGAUCGCUCCUUGCGCCCCCGCCUACCCCUACUUCGCCAGUCACAGGGGGCCGCAGCUGUACAAGGGGGAUUCCAGGUUCAGCCUCGACCCCCCGACUGAUUCGGGCUCCCUCUGCCACCCUUACGGCGGCAAAGCGGUGGCCGCCCGGCAAAACCGGGACAAUUACGCGACGGAGAGACUGGACGAGAGGCGCCCGGAGCCCACCGCGGAUCCCUGCGGCGUCAGCGAGGGCAGCAAACAGAGCAAACACGCCCACUCGGGUGAUCUGGCCAUCUGAGGCCGUGGGAAAGGUUACAACGGUGGGCAGGGAGAGCCCGCCCGCAUAUUGACUCUUAAGCGGAGGACAGACCGGU
Molecule: messenger RNA, 1312 nt
Organism: Callorhinchus milii (elephant shark)
Lineage: Eukaryota; Metazoa; Chordata; Chondrichthyes; Chimaeriformes; Callorhinchidae
Gene: gja2
Product: gap junction protein, alpha 2
Exons: 3
Coding region: 202-1236 (344 amino acids)
Biological process (GO): cell communication
Cellular component (GO): connexin complex
Source: RefSeq, a predicted model, not a curated record